Sinocyclocheilus grahami is the source of this 2215-nucleotide messenger RNA. RefSeq names its product diacylglycerol O-acyltransferase 1-like. The record is from RefSeq and is a predicted model, not a curated record. Bases 1 to 1821 code for a protein of 606 amino acids. Lineage: Eukaryota; Metazoa; Chordata; Actinopteri; Cypriniformes; Cyprinidae. The transcript has 19 exons. Gene Ontology annotation, molecular function: diacylglycerol O-acyltransferase activity. Gene Ontology annotation, biological process: triglyceride biosynthetic process. Gene Ontology annotation, cellular component: endoplasmic reticulum membrane.
AUGCCCCCUAAAGAGCAACACAUUUCCCAGAAUAGGAAGGAUGGCAAUGAGGCUAUUCUAAAGGACAACGGUAACCCUAUUACAAUGGCUAUGGUGUCAACAGAGCAGGUCGGUUCCUUCGACUACAAACUUGCAAUUGUACCAGUAAAGGUCAAGGCUUGCAAUGGAAGUAACUUAAUGCAAACCUAUGCCUUUCUUGAUCCCAGAAGCUCUGCUACGUUCUGCACAGAAAACCUAAUGGAAAGGUUACAUGUUUUCACUCAAGCUCGUAUACCAGUUGGCAAAGAGAACAUUCCUACUGAAGAGGAUAUUCGGCACUGGCCGUAUCUUAAUGAGGGUCCUGACCUUUCAAACAGCCUGCUUGGAGUUAUCCUUCGAUUCCGUCAGAAACCUGUGGCAGUCAUGGCAGAUAUCGAAGGAAUGUUUCAUCAGGUUAAAGUUGCACACAAGGAUGUUGACUUCUUGCGAUUCUUGUGGAGGCUUAAAAGUGACAUCAGUCAACCUUUGGCAGAGCAUCGGAUUUGCCACAAGUUGCAGGAAUCAAUGCUGAGUUCUGCGAGCGGCUUCAAAAAUUACAGAGGCAUCCUGAACUGGUGUGUGGUAAUGCUGGUUUUGAGCAAUGCACGCCUGUUCUUGGAAAACCUUCUCAGGUAUGGCAUUUUGGUGGACCCCAUUCAAGUGGUGUCAUUGUUCCUCAAGGACCCUUAUAGCUGGCCUGCUGCAUGCCUGGUCAUUGUUUCUAAUGUUUUUAUAUUUGUGGCGUUGUACACCGAGAGAAAACUAGCCAUGGGGUCGAUCAGUGAGAAGGUCGGCCUGCUGAUCUACAUCUUUAAUUUAACAGUCAUCUUGUGUUUUCCGAUGGUGGUUGUGUUGAAGCUGCCAUCUAUUACACCAGUUGGAGGGGCAUUUGCUUUGGGAGUCUACACCAUCCUGUUUUUGAAACUGUACUCAUAUAAGGAUGUUAAUAGGUGGUGCAGAGAGAGAACACAAGUGAAGGCCCGCAGCCUUUCCAGAUCUCUUUCAUGUCCAUCAUCUCCAUCUGUGUCCAGCCGUAUGCAGUCGCAUGUGUCUUACCCAGGAAAUCUCUCUCUCAGGGAUAUGUAUUAUUUUGUUUUUGCUCCAACCCUGUGCUAUGAGCUCAAUUUUCCCCGCUCUGAAUCCAUCCGAAUGGGAUUUCUGCUCAGGAGGCUCUUUGAGAUGUUGCUCCUCACCCAGUUAUUGGUUGGUUUAACGCAGCAGUGGAUGGUGCCAAUCAUUCGAAGUUCAAUGAAGCCAUUGCAGGAAAUGGACUACAGUAGAAUGACAGAGCGUCUGCUUAGACUAGCAGUGCCCAACCAUCUCAUCUGGCUGAUUUUCUUCUACUGUUUUUUCCAUUCCUCAAUGAACUUUGUGGCUGAGCUAUUGAGGUUUGGAGAUCGGGAAUUCUACCGUGACUGGUGGAACUCCGAGACAAUAACGUACUUCUGGCAAAACUGGAAUAUUCCCGUGCACAAGUGGUGUCUCCGGCACUUUUACAAGCCGCUGCUGAGAAUAGGUGCUGGCAAGUUACUGAGCCAAUCAGCUGUGUUUUUCGCCUCUGCUUUUUUCCACGAGUACCUGGUCAGUGUCCCUCUCAGGAUGUUCAGACUGUGGGCAUUUAUGGGCAUGAUGGCACAGCUCCCACUGGCAUGGUUUGUGGCCAGGUUUCUUCGUGGUAAUUAUGGAAAUGCUGCUGUGUGGCUCUCGCUCAUUAUUGGUCAACCUAUUGCAGUUCUGAUGUAUGUUCAUGACUACUAUGUCACCCACUGCCAGGAUGACCCGACAAUCAGUGAAGCUCUGUAAUCACACAAAGUUGUGGACUCGGCUAAGCAGCUAAACUUAGAAAUAUUGCGGUAAGGCUUCUACAUAUUGCAGAGGUACCGGUGGGGGUGAUUACAAUUGAAGAGUCCCGACUCCCGGCAAUCAGAUUUCCAUAAAGUCUUCAAAUAAACUCAUAGCUCUAGGCUAUGUUUAAACCUUUAUGAACAAUGACAACAGCCAGUCUGUGGAAAUCUCAUCUAGAACUGCCAGUAGAGAGCACAAGUCUUUAAGCUUCUGAAUGUGAUUCCACAGGUGUCGAUUGCUCAUUUUAACUACACUAAAUUAAACUGUCCUGAUUUUUUGAGAGUGUGUUUUAUGCAUUACUAGCAGGACCACCAGUUCAGAAGACUUUCUCACACUCAGGUCUGUGUUCUGU